This is a messenger RNA of Numida meleagris (helmeted guineafowl), 1888 nucleotides long. It is a transcript of the gene POU2AF3, whose product is annotated as colorectal cancer associated 2. The record is from RefSeq and is a predicted model, not a curated record. The transcript is spliced from 5 exons. Gene Ontology annotation, cellular component: cytoplasm. Gene Ontology annotation, molecular function: POU domain binding; DNA binding. Bases 902 to 1618 code for a protein of 238 amino acids. NCBI's taxonomy places the organism in Eukaryota, Metazoa, Chordata, Aves, Galliformes, Numididae.
CAUCGAUAUUAAGCAGGGAUGGAGUUGCCCCAAACCUGCGUCGUCCCACCAGGCUGCAGCCCCUCUGCUUGCAGCACGCGGGGCAGGCCAGCGCUGCAGCACCCGAGAGAGGGGCUGCCUCGUGCAGGAUGAGCACACAGCCUGCAUUUAGGGGAACGUGCAAGCAAACUCCAGCACCAGGCCAGCAUGUGGGGAGAGGGAAGGGAGCACUGUGGGAAAAGCAGGGUCCAGGCGGUUCCCAGCAGCAUGCCCAGCGUGGCCUCUCUGCUUGGCCACAUCCGCCCGUUGCCAUUUUGGUCCGAAAUCCGGAGUAUUUCCCCUUAAAAAGUGACAAAUUGUGCAAAAAGCCACUCGGUCCCUUGUGGAGUCCUCUCUGCAGGUAGCACAUGAAAUAUGAGAGGGCUGGAGCUCAGCCUGUGCGUCUGAGGGGAAAACACUGAGCUGGGUUCGAGGCAUCUGCUUCGUUUGGGGAAAGAUGGAGAAAACCCUGAAAAUGUCAGAAAAGCACAGGGUGAGGAGGGCGGCCCCGCUGAAUCUUAUUCCCUCGGACCCUCUGCUAGAUGGGGAUGUGCUCGGUUUCACAAAAAGAUAGCCCAUUUUGUGGAGCCUUUGAAUAUUCAAAUUGAAAGUAUCGCGCAAUCAUUGAUUGUCAAAUCAUUGGUUUCUAGAGGUUUUAAAUACUUGGCAUUAGGGGAGAAAAACUCAAACUUAUACCCGUAGGUAUAAAACAAUAAUAUUUGAGCGGGCACCACCUGGCAUUGCCACGAGGCCGGCGGGUCCCUCGGCCCCCCAAUUCCCAGCCCGCCGUCUCCAGCCCCCUUCCCCCGCCGCGGGGCCGGGGCCGGGGCCGCCGCCGCUUGCACUGGGGCCGCCGGGCGAGCCGCUGCCGCCGCCGCUCAGGAUGUCCGGAAAGCCCAAAGUGUACCAAGGUGUCAGAGUGAAGAUCACGGUUAAGGAGUUACUGCAGCAGAGAAGGGCGCGACAAGCAGCGAGCAGCGCAGCGGUUUCCUGGGGCAGCAGCAGCAUCCAGUUUGCGGAGCCUGUGUCUCCUCCUCACCCAGCACCUUUUGAUGCAGAACCCAUCACUUCGGCUCCCAACUAUUGCCCGUCACGGCAGUUCUCAAACUGCCUCUCCUGCGAGGAGAGCCCCAGCCACCUGGAGCAGCUGGUGGACUCCUACCUGCAGGCGGAGGCUGCCUUCGAGCCGGCCCUGGGUACGCUGCAGACACCACCGCACUACAUCUCUGAUUCCUUCCAGCCAGUCCCGCUCUGCUUCAACCAGGGCUUGGCUGCCGCAUCCCCGAGCCCGGCUGAUUUGCCCAACGCGCUGCCCCACGGCUGCCCCGCUCCCCAGCUGCCCCCAUUCACCCCCCUGGCCCACAGCCCACCCCCUGCCCUGGACCCAGCGCCCUACGGCUGCCCGGCAGAGGGCUGGCCCUGCCACCCCCCGUCCCCCUACGCACCCCUCGCUUGCUGCUGUGCCGCCUGCAGCCCCCCGCACGCCGACCCCAAGGUCCCGCAGCGCUUCCCCUGCCCUGGCACGGACUGCUCGGGCUGCCUGCCGCCCACCGACGACUUCUUCAGGCGGGACAGGAGCUGGGACAUCUGCUACAGCUAAUGGGGAGGGGGCUGCACGCUGCCUCCGUGUCGGCAUCGUUGCCUGGGAGCUCCGCGCGGUUGCGCUGCCUGCAAUGUACUCGUCACUACUCACACACGGUGUUGUCACUACAUUCGUCCUCCUGUUUUCUGUGGUCGGGGGUAGCUUUUGUUUUUGGUCUUUAUUUUAUUUUCUGGUUUUGUUUUUAAGAACUCCCAAGCUGCCUUACCAAAGCCAUGUCGUCAACGCCAGCUCUUUGUAUCACAAAUAAAUACUUUGGUACUCACACUG